AUGAGCACUGGAAUUAAGAGGACACGCGAGCCAGCGGCAACCCCAAACACUCCCAAGCAAAAAGAAAGGAAAGAAAAUAUGGUGGUGAUAAUAAUUAUCGAUCUAUCGAUCCGGUUUCCUUCUCCUGUUAUGACCCUCAGUUCGCGGAAACAACAGUCGAUGGUGGUAGCCGUCUUAUCCAGAAGUCUCGACAUCCUUUUCUCCCUCCAACUGUCCCUGACCACCAGCGGCGGCCUUCAUCCCUCUGCGCCAGCGCAUGCCGGUCCACGUCGCAGUGAUGGUCCACAGUGCCAGAUUGGUCACAUCGACCCACACGGCGUGCUUCAUGCGAAUGAUUCCAGCGUCCCCCUCUGGGUCUUCGCUGAUGUACAUCUUCCCGAAAAUGCCAAACAGCGUCAACCACAGGAUGCACAGGAUGCAUUCCCAGAUGAAAAGUGGCAGGUGAAGACGGGGACGGAAGACGAGAGAGGCCUUGAACAUGCACGGAGCCAGAAGGUAGAUCAGCGCUGUGAGGGCUCCCAGGCCCGCCGUCACCUCGGCGUACACCCAUUUCGGGUCGGCGUAGACAUGCUUCUUCCGCGCAUUGCUGAGAUCCACUCCAUACAGCCCGACGACAGUGAGUCCCAAUACAAACUGAAAGAAGCGCAGGAAGAGGUCGGCGAACGCUUUAGCAGGGCUGCGAGCACCACACACGGGAGGUGCCUGCAUUUCGGUGGCGUCUUGUGCUUGGUUUUCUCUGGCUUUGCGGACUUUGGCUUGGUUAACACCAAUCUUCAAGAGUCGCAAGGCGAGGAACAACAUGACAGGCUUGAAUGA
Rasamsonia emersonii CBS 393.64 is the source of this 816-nucleotide messenger RNA. RefSeq lists its product as uncharacterized. The transcript has 2 exons. The record is from RefSeq and is a predicted model, not a curated record. NCBI's taxonomy places the organism in Eukaryota, Fungi, Ascomycota, Eurotiomycetes, Eurotiales, Trichocomaceae. The coding region runs from base 1 to 816 and encodes 271 amino acids.